AUGGGUAACAUCACGCAGCAGCCACCUGCUCCGCGGCCAGGGCCCGGCACGACUCCACCACCACCACUACCAGUGUCUCACUCGGAUAUGUUUCUCGAAAUGAUCCAGGGUAAAUCAGUCAGCGUGGUUGUUGGCCAAAACUCUUUGCACUGCACUUAUGCCCUUCCUGUGGCUCUACUCUGCGUCCAUUCUCUCUAUUUCCGCAACAAAAUUGCCGCUCUCAACGCUAUGUACGGGGAGAAGUGGGCGACCAGUAAGAAGCGCAAAAUCCCUCCCUCCAAUGAUGGCGAGGAAGCGGAAACAAAAGACGAGGUAGAGGUGGAGGAAGGUAGGAAAGAUGGAGAGAGAGUCAUCCGGCUGCCCGACGUAGAUCCCGCCAUCUUCGGUCUCUUCCUGAAGUUCAUAUACAAGGACUUAUACCCAUCAAACGUCGAUGCCAGGACAAUCACGGCCCAAAACCAUCAUCGCUUUUCGACAUUUGUUUCUAAACCAACUACCCCGGGUUCAACUACGACCGCAGCAUCUCGCCAACCAGCUUCCAACCCCUCACCUGCCAGCAGCAAUCAACAUAUCCAAGCAGCCCCUCCACUAAGCCAUAUAACUACCCUCAUGCCGCCACCCCCACCUCCGCAAGGAAUGAACCAUAUCGAGUGUAUGCCGCCCUCCGUAAACGCUUGGCUUCUUGCUCAACGCCUCGGUGCUUUGUCUUUUAUGAACCACGCUAUGUCCCGAAUCUACGCAGGUAUCGGCGUUUAUUUUGCCCUUACACCGGCGCUCAUGGACCACGUCUGGAGGGAGACCUCACCAUCAUCAUCACCAUCACCGUCACCGUCACCUCCUUCCUCCGCUUUCUCACCACCCAGCUCCCCAUCUACAUCAACAGUCCUAACACCCUCCCCACUCCGCAAACUCCUCCUUGAUGUCCUAGUCUCCUACUGGUCCCACACACAUUCCCCAAACCCAAACGCCGUCAUCCUCCGCUCUUUGUCCGUGUCGCCUAACUUCUCCACUUCGUUGAAGGAAGCGUGGGAUAGAUUGUUCAAUGAACACACCGAUUUGAGAAAUGACUUCAUCUAUGGAUUACAAGGUGAUGUUAACAAGCUGAUGCCUGUUAAUGCGUAUUUCGCGACUCCGGCACCGAUCACACAGAGCGGCAUGAUCAGUGGUGGAGUGGCAGGUAGUGAGUUUGGGAAAGAGCACAGUCGGGGUGAUGGACGGGUGGGAAGAGAAGUGGUUGUCAAGGAGGAGAAGGAAGAUGAGACUGAUGUUCUGGCUACAGAGAAGGAGAGCCGUGUCUAA
Molecule: messenger RNA, 1299 nt
Organism: Alternaria atra
Lineage: Eukaryota; Fungi; Ascomycota; Dothideomycetes; Pleosporales; Pleosporaceae
Exons: 2
Coding region: 1-1299 (432 amino acids)
Source: RefSeq, a predicted model, not a curated record